Coregonus sp. 'balchen' is the source of this 2156-nucleotide messenger RNA. The record is from the annotation of a GenBank genome assembly. Lineage: Eukaryota; Metazoa; Chordata; Actinopteri; Salmoniformes; Salmonidae.
AUGGCCCAGGCGAGGGCGGCAAUUGAGGAGACCACUGCCAAGUGCAGUCUGGUUCCCGUCAUCCACACUGCCAUACAGCAGCAUAUUUGUAAGCUCUUGGGAGAGGCGACUAUCAUCAGUUUAUCUACUGGAGACACAGAUGCUGAGCUAACUGUAUCUGUUGCUAUGAGCUCAGCCACCACGUGACACUCAUGGAAAGUACGUUUUUCACAGGUUUUUAACCAGGCUGCAAUGACUUUGGCAAGAGGAGCUAGAGCAAAUUCCAAGUUCCACAUUACUAGUAUGAAGAUGAUAACAUUAUUUAUUUAUGUCACAAUAGCCAUUUAUUCAGUUGCCACCCCAACUGAAAGGAAAAACAUUGCUUUAAUACAUUGCUUAAUCUAUUCAAAAUACUGUUUCUUUCCAGUUUCCUCUCCUUUGUCUGAUUUUUUCUGAUAUUUGUGGGCCUUUAGACAGCUUCAGCAUCAUGCGAGGAGACGAAAUCCCUAGAUGUUAAGUAGUUUAUUCCAGGGUUUGAAGUGUCUGGUUCUGUAAAUUGUUGUGGAGGCAGUCGCAAGGUGAACUAUACAGCGUGAACAGGCUUUUCUUACAGCCCAGCACUAACACAUCUGAUUCAGCUAAUCAAGGUCUUGAUUAUAUGUAUAGUUUUAAUUGUAAUAGUUGAAUCGGCCAAAGCUAAGGACCCUGGGACUUAACACCUCCCUCUGCAACUGGAUCCUGGACUUCCUGACGGGCCGCCCCCAGGUGGUAAGGGUAGGUAACAACACAUCUGCCUCGCUGAUCCUCAACACGGGGGCCCCUCAGGGGUGCGUGCUCAGUCCCCUCCUGUACUCCCUGUUCACCCAUGACUGCAUGGCCAGGCACGACAUUUGGCAUGGGGUCCUCAGAUCCUCAAAAGGUUAUACAGCUGCACCAUCGAGAGCAUCCUGACUGGUUGCAUCAUCGCCUGGUAUGGCAACUGCUCGGCCUCCGCACAGCAAGCGGUACCGGAGCGCCAAGUCUAGGUCCAAAAGGCUUCUUAACACCUCCGACCGCAAGGCACUUCAGAGGGUAGUGCAUACGGCCUAGUAAAUCACUGGGGCCAAGCUUCCUGCCAUCCAGGACCUAUAUACCAGGCGGUGUCAGAGGAAGGCCCUAAAAAUUGUCAAAGACUCCAGCCACCCUAGUCAUACACUGUUCUCUUUGCUACCGCACGGCAAGCAAUACUGGAGCGCCAAGUCUAGGUCCAAAAGGCUUCUUAACAGCUUCUACCCCCAAGCCGGGCGGCAGGUAGCUUAGUGGUUAAGAGCGUUGUGCCAGUAACCGAAAGGUCGCUGGUUCUAAUCCCCGAGCCGACUAGGUGAAAAAUCUGUCGAUGUGCCCUUGAGCAAGGCACUUAACCCUAAUUGCUCCUGUAAGUCGCUCUGGAUAAGAGCGUCUGCUAAAUGACUAAAAUGUAAGCCAUAAGACUCCUGAACAGCUAAUCAUGGCUACCCGGACUAUUUGCAUUGUCCCCCCCACCCCACCACAUCUCAAUUACCUCGACUAACUGGUGCCCCCGCACAUUGACUGUAUAUAGUCUCCCUACUGUUAUCUUAUUUUACUGCUGCUCUUUAAUUAUUUGCUAUCUUUUUUUUAAAAACUUUUUUUUUUUUUAUCGAAAAAACAGCAUUGUUGGUUAAGGGCUUGUAAGUAAGCAUUUCACUGUAAUUUCUACACUUUUUGUAUUCGGCGCAAGUGGCAAAUACAAUUUGAUUUGAUCUGAUUUGAGAAGUGUUAGUGCUAGGUUGGAGAAAAAGCUUGCACAGCCUGUAGCUCUCCAGGACCAGGAGUAAAGAAUCCUUUUCUAACAAGCCGUCUUUCUUCCACCAGCCGAGACCACGUACCACACGCUGGAGGAAGGUGGCGUGGUGGAGUACUGCCCCACCACCGAGGCCACGCCCACUGUGGUGACCACCAUGGAGUCGUAUCCGGUGGAAAUGCUGACGGCAGUGUCUUCGACCCCGCCGCCCAGCCAGGCCAAGUCCCAGGAGCUGAAGAGCCGCAUUGCCCUCAACUCUGCACGGCUCCUCCAGGAACAGCGGGUCACCAACGUGCACGUGAGGCAGAUUGCUCAGCACCUGGAGGGCCAGAACGAGCUGCUGCAGAUGAUCCGGGAGGCGCAAGCCUACGCCUAG